AAUGUAAACAAAUGUCAAGCAGACAGCUGUUUCGUGUGCUGCAAAAAGUUACCCAAUCAGGUUGUUAAAAGUUUAAGAAAAACAAUUUCAUAUGGCAACUCUCAUGUUUCUUAACAGCUGUUUAUGUCAAGCAUGCGCUAUAAACAAACAAAUUUACAACAAGCAAAAAAAUAAUGGAAGAAUAGAUAAAAUAAGAAGAAAAAACAAAAGUUACUGUUUUAACCGGAAAGUCAACAACAAAACGAACUAAAAUAAACAAACUAUAAAUUUUAGUUGAUAAACACAAGCAGCUAGUAAGACACAAGACAAGGUCGUGCGUGCAACACAAUAAUACCCCACCAGUUGGUUUGUGGAAAAGUAAAAUUAAAAAAUCAAAAACGCAUUAAAUUACGUAAUUAUCCAAAACCAGUGGCAAGGAAUACAUCAAAUAAAAUAAAUUAUUCAUCUACCUUGUAUAAUUAAUACUUGUUGGGUUUAAAACAAAUUGUAAUAAAAUGCAAAAUUUACUUACUCCCCGCAUUGAUGUUGACAAACCUUUAUAUGAUUUAUCUACCUUUGUCGGUCGUUUUAGGCAUUUUGCCUGGAUGACUGAUCCACGCACUGUCAUUGUGUCCAGUGACAAAUUAAUGCAAGCCAAACAGUUUGUUGAAAACUAUCGCCAAGGCCAAGAACCUGCAGGCACCACUUCCGAAAAAGUUAAAUAUGCCAUGAAAUUGUAUAAUUCUGCCUUUCAUCCCGAUACCGGAGAGUUGCAAAACUUUUGCGGACGCAUGAGUUUUCAAGUACCCGGUGGCAUGUUGAUUACGGGUGGCAUGUUGGCAUUUUAUCGCACAGUACCAGCUGUUGUUUUAUGGCAAUUUAUCAAUCAGUCUUUUAAUGCUGUUGUCAAUUAUACAAAUCGUAAUGCUAAUUCACCAACGUCCGUAACACAGUUGGGAGUGGCCUAUGUCUCGGCCACUACCUCGGCUUUAGUAGCAGCCAUUGGUUGUAAAAAUUAUUGGAGUAAGAGAGCUUCGCCUAUAUUUCAGAGAUUUGUGCCUUUUGCUGCAGUGGCUGCUGCUAAUUGUGUUAAUAUUCCUUUAAUGCGUCAAAAUGAAAUUAUCAAUGGUAUAGAGGUUAAAGAUGAAAAUGGCAAUAAUGUCGGUAAAAGUCGCGUUGCCGCUGUUAAAGGCAUUAGCCAAGUGGUUUUCUCACGUAUUGUUAUGGCAGCUCCGGGUAUGUUAGUUUUACCCUUUAUUAUGGAACGUGUCGAGAAACUGCCUGUAUAUAGAAGAGUUAAAUGGCUGAAUGCACCCUUCCAAACAGCUUUAGUGGGAUGUUUCUUACUCUUUAUGGUGCCAACAGCGUGUGCCUUAUUCCCACAAACAUGUUCUUUAAGCACUUCCACCAUGCAGCGUUUCGAACCUGAACUCUAUGAGGAAAUGAAACAGACCACUAAUGGUAAUAUACCCUCCAAAGUAUACUUUAACAAGGGUUUGUAAAGUAUACCCACGAAUCGGCGAAUAAAAUCCUAGUAACAAAGACAAUAUUAACUAGUCUAGAAAAAAAGGCUACGAAAACCUAUAAAAGGUUUAUAUAACAGUUAAAAGCAUUUACUUUGAAAAUGUUCCAAGUUUUUUAAAUAGACUUUUAGUUUUAUAAAGGCUUACAAAUAAUUAAAAACUGUGUGUUAAUUUUUUGUUUUACAAUUUUUUUUUUUUUAAAUUGUGUGGUACAGUAUUCUAUAUGUUUUUAUCAAAAUUUUGUUUAAUUUCACAAAUUGGCAUAGAGUUUUUUUUAAGAAUGUGUUAUAUGCGUAUAAAAGUGUUCAAUAACUAUGUCUUUAAGUUUUGUUUUUUUAAACAAUAAAGUUUAUUGCUCUGAUAAUUAUAA
Messenger RNA from Lucilia sericata (common green bottle fly), 1872 nucleotides. RefSeq names its product sideroflexin-2 (gene Sfxn2). The transcript is spliced from 7 exons. Gene Ontology annotation, biological process: monoatomic ion transport; serine import into mitochondrion. The record is from RefSeq and is a predicted model, not a curated record. Gene Ontology annotation, cellular component: mitochondrial inner membrane. NCBI's taxonomy places the organism in Eukaryota, Metazoa, Arthropoda, Insecta, Diptera, Calliphoridae. The coding region runs from base 495 to 1481 and encodes 328 amino acids. Gene Ontology annotation, molecular function: monoatomic ion transmembrane transporter activity.